UCGGUGUUCUGACAGUUGCUAUUUGGAAACCUAGCCGUGAGAGUUAUUGUCUCACCCCAAGAGUAGUGUGAUAAAAUUUAUUUCCAAUCGUAGCAGUGGCAUCAAAUGCCCAAUUUGUUCUAAUUCUAAGCAAGCGAAGAAUCGUGUUUGGAGGAAAUUGUAAAUUAGAUACUGAAGUUUGAGUAGUCAUGUAGCAUUUACGGUUUGAGUAUAUUAAUUUCUCGCUGUUUGGAUAAUACAUAGAUGAUUUCUUGAAGAAUUUUCAACACUUACGACUAUAAAAAAGCACGUCCUUUGUCUUAAUUGUAUGAUUUGAAUAAAUCUUAAAUAAAUAAUGAAAUAUUUACUAUUUAAUAUGUGAGUCUAGAUAUUUAGUAGGUUUUAUUCCGGAAAACACUCAAUCAUCUUCGUAUCAAAAUGUCCCAAGGAAGACUAGCAGAUCAAUGCACUAUUGUAACCGGUGGUAGUAGUGGAAUAGGUCGGGCGAUCUGCCAAGUUUUUGCCAGGGAAGGCGCUAGUGUUGCAACGGGCCGAAACCUUCAAAGACUUUCUGAAACUAUGAAUACUUUGCCAACUAAUCAUGGAAAUAAACAUUGCAUAAUACAAGCUGAUGUGAGCUCUGCUGAGCAAGUAGCAAGAGCUUUUGAAGAAGCAACGAGACAGAUGGACAAGAAGAUCACAAUCCUUGUAAAUAACGCAGGGAUAUUGAGAUGUGAUUUCGUUGAUGAACUCAAAGAAGACGUUUUUGAUGAAAUGAUAAAAAUAAAUUUGAAAGGACAUUUCCUGAUGGCCAAAGAAUUUGUGAAAUCACUAUCGGAAGUGGACAAAACUCAAGAAUUUUGUUGCAUAGUCAAUGUAUCCAGCAUAAUUGGCAGAAGAGGUAUUCCAUUAUAUGCUGGAUAUUCAGCCACUAAAGCUGGAAUAAUUGGGUUAACGAAAUGUAUCGCAUCCGAAUAUUCAAAACACAAAAUCCGCUGUAAUGUUGUUGUGCCGGGAGUGAUUGAAACACCUAUGAUUGAUAUUGUAACUGAAGAUAUUAAAGUCAAUGCUAUUGCAAAAAUACCAAUGCAAAGAUAUGGUGAACCCAAAGAAGUAGCAAAUGCCUGUUUGUUUCUGGCAUCAAAUGAAAGUUCAUAUGUCAAUGGGGCUUGUUUGGAAGUUACAGGUGGAUUGUGAGGAUGAACAUAUAACUUCACAUUUUUAUUUUGGCAUUCGUUCGGCGAGCCAACCUAUGUUAUAUAUAUAUAUAUA
This is a messenger RNA of Styela clava, 1251 nucleotides long. Lineage: Eukaryota; Metazoa; Chordata; Ascidiacea; Stolidobranchia; Styelidae. The record is from RefSeq and is a predicted model, not a curated record.